This is a messenger RNA of Colossoma macropomum (tambaqui), 5137 nucleotides long. Its product is annotated as solute carrier family 66 member 2. Lineage: Eukaryota; Metazoa; Chordata; Actinopteri; Characiformes; Serrasalmidae. The transcript is spliced from 5 exons. Gene Ontology annotation, biological process: retrograde transport, endosome to Golgi; phospholipid translocation. The record is from RefSeq and is a predicted model, not a curated record. Bases 669 to 1583 code for a protein of 304 amino acids. Gene Ontology annotation, cellular component: trans-Golgi network; endosome.
UUUUAAAAAAGGUUUACCUAUUGGGACAAUAAUGUGUGCGAUUAAUUUCUCAACUAGGAGGAACGUCUCUAUUCUUCUCCGGACGGACACCUAACCAGGCUCCUUUUAGGACCCGUUUAUUUAGUGUGCUGUGACGUCUGAUGUCGUUAUAAGGAAGUCUCCAGCUACAGAUAGAUGGAAGGAGUAGGAAGUUAGCUGUUUUAAGGAGUUCCAAAUCUAAACUUAUAAAUCUAUGAAUAUUUUUAUACCCAGGAGUAUUCAGCGACCCGAGAAACGUUGAAUGUUAAGAGGACCAAGUUGACUGCACAACGCAUCUUUGCUACUAGUAUACUAGCAUCAUUGUACAAUAACGUUGCUACUGGGCAGGAAGCGUUUUUCUUUUUUUUCAUUGAUUUCGCUAGUUAACAAUUACGAAUGGUAGCUAGCCUGAUAUGUGGGUGGAUACAUUUACUAUAGCUUUAAGGUGGUUCUAUAAAUCCAGUUUCAACCUGAUCUUUGCAGUUGAGUAUAGUGUCGUUAUAACUGCGGUCUUGUAUCGGUUUAUUGUUUUCCUUCAGGUAUGGUCAAGUACUUGUCAUGUUUGGACUAUUUAUCAUAGUCAGACAGCAGAAUGCACUAGUGGUUCUUUGAGCUAGUCGACAGAUAGACCUGGGGCAAAUACGAAUUUAAUGCAUUAUUAUUAUUAUUAUUAUUAUUAUUAUUAUUAUACGUUUACUUUGGUCAGCAAUAGACCAGGCUUUGCACUUAAAGUCCAUUGGCACUGUCCGAAUAUGGAAGAUGAGGUCUUUAAUCAGAUUCUUUAUGUUAUCAAUCAACUGGUCUCUUGGAUCGCUGCACUUGCUAUUAUAUUUGGUGGUGUGGUACCAUACAUCCCCCAAUACAGAGACAUCCGCAGGACGCAGAACGCUGAGGGAUUCUCCACCUAUGUUUGUCUUGUGCUUCUUGUAGCUAACAUUUUAAGAAUACUCUUCAGGUUUGGACGUUACUUUGAAAUUGCACUGUUGUGGCAAAGCAUCAUAAUGAUUGCCACCAUGCUGAUUAUGCUGAACUUGUGUACUAGUGUCCGUGUGGCUACCGAAAUCAGCACCAAGCGCCGCUCAUUUACAGCAACAGACAGUAAGGACGAGGAAAUCAAAGUUCCUAAGAAGUUCUUUCUGGAUUUUGAUUGGAACUAUUUCUGGGUGUGGAGUCGUUUUGUGGAUUAUCUGCAGUGCGUGCUGGCAUUCACGCUGGUGGCAGCUUAUGUGACGUACCUGCUGCUGGAGUCUGUACUGUUUGUGGAGACGCUGGGCUUCUUGGCCGUGUUCACAGAGGCCAUGCUGGGUAUUCCACAACUCUACUGCAACUACCAGAACAAAUCUACUGAGGGCAUGAGCAUCAAAAUGGUGUUGAUGUGGACAAGUGGAGACACCUUUAAGACAGGCUACUUUCUACUCACUCAGGCUCCUAUGCAGUUCUGGAUCUGUGGCUUGCUGCAGGUGUUUGUGGAUAUUGCCAUCCUGUCCCAGGUGUACUACUACAGCCGCUACCCCCAGAAACCUGCCUCACACACCACACACACCACCAGCGCCAAGGCACUCUGAAACAUGCACACAGGACACAUGCAUGGAGUGUGAGAAGACUGUUGCCUGAUGGUGGACUCGAACUCUUGUCCCUUUUUUAUAUUCUGAACUGAUGGAUCCUUAUUUAAUAUAUUUUGUACAUGCUUGUGUGUAUAUGCAGAGAUAGGCAAGGGAUGAUGUUUAUGCUUCUAUGUCUGCAUGCACACAGCCUCAGUAAAUGCAGUAUGAUGUACAUGCAGCUUUUGUAUAGUGGUCAAAGCUGUGUGGCCAAAGCCAACAAUUAUUGAGGAUGAAAAUGUGUACCUUAGAGACUCAAAAAGGGCUACUUUACUUUCACAAAAGCAGUAAUAUACUUUUCAGCUGUUUUCACAUGACCAUUAACUUGUCAAUAUACAGUCUGUAUUUGUAAAACCUGAUACUGACAUACCGUAUGUUGUUUCAGUUUUAUCUAUAUUUUAGCAUUUUAUUUGGAUAGAUAAUGUGCCCAUCAAAUAAUGUGGCCCUGUUGUCAAGCAGUUUUUUUUGCAAUUUAAUUUUGUGCGCUGUGCUCAUAAUACUGGGACCUGACAGUUAACUCCAAUGUAUGUAAUUUACUGUGACCUUCAGAUUGUUUUGCAAUAAUAGUUUAAAAUCCACCAAAGAUAAAUACAUUGUAAAUUUUUUAGAAAUUUGCUUUCUGUCUGGUUAACAAUUAAAAUACCUUGUAAGACUCUCAUUAGUGUAGUUUUAGGAGAAGAACAUUACAGUGGCCGACAAGACCCUACGCACAGUACAAUUAAAAAUGUGUUGCGAACUCAUAAAUGCAAUGCAAAUUCAGAAAACACUUUCCUUAACAAGACUACACCUACACUGCAUUUCACAAUCAUGCUACAAAUACAGAAAACACUUUCAUCAAAAUGACUGCAUCAGCGCUACAUUUCACAAACAUGCUAAUGCAGAAAAUGCGUGUAACUUAAACACUGCAAAGCCAGUUUUCUGUGUUUGCAGAAAAUUUACGUGUUUGUAGAGCACUGUUGUCAUUUUGAUAAGUGUUUUUGCAGUUCGUUUUUGUUUGCAGUUCAUUGGGUCUUCUUAGCUACAAUAGAAAACAGAACAAAACAGUCUAGUUCCAAACAAAACUGUACGUUUGUAAUGCAUUCUUUUUUGCAAAAAGUAGCAGUACUCAGGAAGCAUAGGUUUCUUUAUUAAGGUGAACUUCCUCAAAUAUCAUCCGAUAUGAUAUAUUUGGAAAAUAUUGAAUUUCAUCAGUAUUGCCCACCCCUACCACUAACAUAACAAUGAAUGUAUAUUGUUAUCUGUGAUGACAAUAAUUCAACAUUUAGUUUUGCUUAGAAUACAAGAUGCGUAAAAAUUGUCCCCUUUAUGGUGUCUUUUGUAACAAUUUCAAUUGCACUCUAAGGAGUGCAUUAUGAUGUUUUAUAGAUGGAGAAAGCAUGAAAAGAAAGAAACUAAUUAUUUGAAUCAUUGGGUGGUUGAAUCAAGGGUUUUUUUGAGGCCAAAGUUUCAAACAUAGUGUACUAUGUCUAUGAACUAUGUAUGUACUUACUGAAGGUGCUAUUUACUGUAGUAUUUAAGGUUAAGAAUGUUGGUGAUUAGAUUGUUUAAAUUAGAUUGAAUGAGCUAUGGAUGAGGAAAAAGUAUUUAACCGGGUGUAGUUUAAGGGUCACAAUGUUCCUGAAAAGCCACUGAUGUUUUCUUAAAUGUCAGAAAUUUAGUUAUCUGUUACCUCUUCAGUAAAAAUCACAAGAUUCUCAAUUUGUAUAUUUUAUAUUUUGGGGUAUUUUGCUGAGCCAUUGUUUGAAUAUGUUGUUUUAGGUCAGAGGAUAUUACUUUGAGUUGGUUUUAAAUGGUCCCUCAGGGAAAUGUGGCUCUAUCUCUAUAUUAUAUGUGUAAACAGCUGGAAACAGAUCAUUUUUCUUUGAAAUAUUCAGAAAGAAGUUUUGGUUUUUUUAUCGAACUGGGCAUGCUAAAAUGAACUGUAUAUCAUAUGUUCUUUUUUAUGUGACAAAAACAUGGCUGCCUUAAAAACUUGUAUAAAUUUGUGGUGUGAACAGGGGAAUCAGGCACAUCUAGGCCAAGUGUUUUAUUUUUCCUGUAAUUUCUUUCUUCGUUAUCUUUUACUUUUAUUUCUGUAUUUCUGCAUGUCAUUCUGGUCAGUCAAGUCAUCAUUUGCAUUUCUAGGAUGUAAACUGCCAGUUUAUUAGGUCUUGUUGCCUACAUUCAUUAGCCAUUUCACAAAACACACGUCAUAGAGACACUUUAUAGGUUUACAGUUACUAACGUUAGCCCAUCUGGUGCCGCAUGAUUUAGCCACCACCUUGUCCGUCAGAGUCUGUAGCUUAUCUUUAUUCAUGAGCAGUGUAUGUUAGUCAUCCUCUAGCCCUUCAUCAGUGGUUAGUUUCUGACCACAGGACCAGUGUUGACUGGAUAUUUUUGAUUGGCAGACUAUUCUCAGCUCAGCAGUCACACUGAGGUUGCUACAACAAGAAACAUGUCACUACCGUAUCAGUGUCACUGCUGUGGUGAGAAUGAUCCCCCACUCACAUAAUAUCUGAUCAGUGGUUGUCCUAUGAUGGUCAGCAUUGAUGGACAGCAUUGAGGGUGGUUGACAAACUGUGCAGCUGCAGUAUGUUUUGUUUAUUAUGUCGCUGAUAUUUUAAGUCAUCUGUAUAAUUCACAGUUUUUGCCUUUUGUUUUCUUUGUUACAUAUCACGUGUUAUUGCCAAAACAGGAAUGACUUGUGUCAGUGUGGUUACUCCUACUCCUCCUUUUACAAUUUUUUUCCUUCUUUCACAAAUGUGUUUUUGUUUUUGUGUGUUUGUUGUUGUUUUUAUUUUUGGAGGCGCAAACAAAUACUUGUAAAAUAAAAAAAUAUUUUUUUUGAGUGACGCAGUGGGUAAUACUGUCGCCUCACACCAAAUAGGGUCUGGGUUCAGUUCCCUGGCAGGACGAAAGUGGUCCUUUCUGUGUGGUGUUUCCAUGUUGUCCCUGUGUCUGUAUGAGUUUACUCUGGGUGUUCCAGUUUCUUCCCACAGUCCAAAGACAUGCAGUCAGGCCAGUUGGAGAUACUAAAUUGCCCAAGGUGUGAAUGUGUAUGCCUGUAUGUCUGUCCAGUGAUGGAGUGGUGACCUGUCCAGGGCGUUUUCUUCCUUCUGCCCAAUGAGCACUGUGAUGGGCUCCUGCAACCCAGGAGAAUUAGUGGCUUGGAUGUGGAGUGAGUGAUAGAAUGUGUUUUUAAAUAGCAGUUUUUCAAGAAAAUUUUGAUUGUUGCCCUAUUAUUAUUAUUAUUAUUAUUAUUAUUUAUUUUUAAACAUUAAUACAUGUUUAUUAUAGUUAAACAUAUAUAUAAAAAUCACUCCAUUUAACAUGUUCAUUUAUCAUACUUAGUAAAUUUGUCAUCUGUAUAUGUCUGUCCAUACAGAUCAUGUAUCUUCAUUUUUGUUGAUUUUUACUUGUCUACAUUGUUUGAACAUGGCAGCUGUCAAAUUGUGUAAAAACUUAAUGAUGAUUGAGCCAAUAGAAAUAAAAAACAUAACACUCCUUUACAUUGACUUAAAUUAAAAGAUUAGACAUGU